UUUUUUUGUGUUUUUUUUCUCUAGUUGUUUUCUGUAGUUUUUAAUUUAAUUUUUGUCAAUACUUACUAGAAUUUUGUGUUUACCAUAAAUAUUUUUCCUUUUCAAUCUUGCAUUAUCAAAUGUGUUCACUUUUUGGUAACUUGUUAAUUACAACCACAACAGACAUUGAAGAUUGUUAUUGUUAGAUAAUGGCUUCUAUAAGCUUCUGCUUUCGGCCAAAAUCUAUAAUUAUUGUUAUGAUGUUGUUAUUAACACAUGUACAAAUAUUCUAAAUAAAAUAUAUUUAAACCAAAUCAAGAAAGGUUCGUGGCGCCAACCUCCUGAUAUUUAACUCUGCAAUGGAAUCCUUAUUUAAAACUGUUUAGAUUAAAAACGUACCUUACAAUAUCAAGUCACUCUAUUUUUAAGAGUUGACAACUUAUGUAAGAAUUGAAAAUGAAGUCUGUAAGGGUUCAACAUAAUCUAAUUUUACAAUAAUUUAUUUCUUAAAUACCCUUGUUGAAACUAUUGAUCCAACGACUCCACUGUUUAAUUGAUCUGUUUACCAUGUUUUAUAACUUAACAUAGAUUUGUAUGUUAUCAGUCUAUAUAUAAACAGGGAAGUAAAUUGAAUGACGUUUUACAAAGAAAACGAUAUCUUAUAAGUUACGUGAAAAUGUAAAUGGAAUAACAAUUAUAGAAAAUGAGCGGAUAUAAAACCAAGUUAAUUGUUGCUGCCAUAGAUUUUGGAACAACAUAUUCAGGAUAUGCUCAUUCGUUGAAAGAUGAAUACAAAAAGGAUCCAUUGAAGAUAUAUGCUAACCAGGACUGGACUGACGGUUCUGGUCUGAUUACGUUAAAGGCACCCACUGUUGUUUUAUUUGACAAUAGAGGACACUUCCAUUCGUUUGGAUAUGAUGCUGAGACAAAGUAUGCAAAACUCUCUGAAGAGGAUAAACAUAUUGGCUGGAAGUAUUUUAGGCGUUUCAAAAUGAAAUUACACGAAAGAGUGAAUCUUCGGCGGAACAUGAUGCUUUCAGAUGACCAGGGAAAUCGAAUGCCAGCCUUAGAUGUUUUUUCAGAAGCUAUUAAAUACUUAAAGGACCAUCUUAUGAAAAGAUUGCGAGACAGAAUUGGAGAGUUACGCGACACUGACAUACAUUGGGUUCUUACAGUACCUGCAAUAUGGCAUGAUGGCGCUAAACAAUUUAUGAAAGAAGCAGCAGCAAAGGCUGGAAUUCCAGAAGAUCAACUGACAUUGGCUUUGGAACCAGAAGCAGCCGCCAUAUAUUGUAAAGAAUUGGUUGUUUCAAGGGCAAAAGAACAAAAACAGGAAGCAAAACUACAGACUUUCGAUCCGGGUUCUCAGUUCAUGGUGCUAGAUCUAGGAGGCGGAACAGUUGACAUAACUGUCCAUGAAGUACAAAGAGAUGGUACCCUAAAGGAGCUGCACUCCCCGAGUGGUGGACCCUGGGGUGGUACAGUUGUUGACAAAGGGAUAGAUAAAUUCUUAGACGAUCUGUUUGGUAAAGACGUUAUGGGAGAAUUCAGGGAUGAAUGUAAAACAGAUGAUCUUGAUCUACAGAGAACCAUCGAGUUAAAGAAAAGAACGUGCAAGGAGGGCGAUGAUACAGUAAAUCUUAAGUUGCCAAUAGCAAUAUACGAAUUCUUUGAAGAGAAAACAACCGUGAGUUUCGCAUCAACUUUACCGAGGACAAAGUUUGCUCGCUCUGUAAGAAAGAAAAGAGACAGGCUCCAUAUUGAAAACGAGAUAUUCUUGCAAAUGUUUAAAAGUCCGAAGGACAGUUUAGUGAAUCAUGUUGAAAAUAUGCUUCGAAAACCCGAACUUCGAAAUGUUAAAAAUAUAAUGAUGGUUGGAGGAUUUUCAGAGAGUGAAAUAAUGAGGGAUGCUGUAAAACAUGCCUUUCCUACAAAGAAUAUAAUUGUUCCAGAGCAACCGGGAUUAGCCGUUGUAAAGGGUGCAGUUAUGUAUGGACAUAAUACAGAUUCUAUUAGUUCACGACAGCUUCCCUUUACUUACGGUGUCAGCACAGCCGUGCCAUUUAAUGAUCGUGUGCAUCCAGAAUCCAAGAAAGUGUUACGUGAUGGCGUAUACAAAUGUGAAGAUGUGUUUAAGGUUUUCAUCAAAGCUGGCACAACUGUUGUCCCACAUAAAACGAAAGCUGAGUACACAUUUAGCGCACCUUUCAUCGGAACGUCAACUGCAACAGUAGAAGUAUAUAGAUCAGAAUCACCAAAUCCGAUGUAUAUCUCGGAUGAUGGUUGUUACCGGAUUGGGGAGAUAUCGAUCGCACUGAUAGGUAGAGCAAAAGAGGACAAACAAAUGAUAGAUGUAGUGAUGAUGUUUGGAGAUACAGAGCUUCAUGUUACUGCAAAAGAACAUGGCACAAACAACAAAGUGUCUGCAAAAUUCAACUUUCUUAGAUAAGAUCCCCUAUAUUUCAAUGUUAGAAUAAUAAUUAUACUCUUUAUCAUAUGAUUAAUAUGCAUGUACCAGUAGCAUAUGAAUUUUAGAAAACACAUCUUUAAUGCUCUCUUAUGAAAUAAUAUUUCAGCUGACAUGUAAAUAAAAGCGUUCGAUAAGGUUACAAAUACAUGUACAUGUAAAGCAGAUUGAAAAUUACAGAAUUUAAUUUAACUUUUCAUAAAACUUAGAAUACGAUGACAGAAAAGAAAUUGGGAGUCCCCGACCUCGUUUGCGAGUUAUUUGCCCUUUAACUUGAAAUUGUCUUUUCUUUCCUUUAAAAAAUGCCCUUUUUCAGAAUUUCCAGUGUCCGUACUUAUAAAGGGAACACGAAAAACUUUAACGGAAUUCUGUGAACAUAAAUAUUUUGACCAAUGUUAAAGUGAAAAUAAAAAGAAUGGUAAAGAUAAGGUUUGUCUUACUCCUAUAAAAGUUAUCUACCUUUGAAAGUACAUGAAUUAGCAACUCCGGUAGAUGUCCGCAACAGUGUUUUGCGUAAAAUGAUUCUGUUUUAUUUUAUGCAUUUCAGUGGAUUACUGAUUUAUCCGUGAAAAUUAUAUUUGAUAAUUUCACAGUAAAAAUUAUCAAAAUAUAAUUUCACACUUUUCAAUGACGAAACUACUUUUUAUGUGGUACCUCAAUUUUAUUUUUGCUGACAAUUCUGACAAUGUCAGGCUGUUUAAAGAAGAAGCAAAGCUGAAAUUGAUAAUAACUUAAAUGUCAAAAGUAAUAAAAAGAAGAAAACUUACUUCUAUUCAUUCAAAUUCAAAUCACCAAAUUUCGUCUCUAAUUUUUUUUUAUUUUUACAGUCUGAAAAACACAUUCCUUCCACAUGCAAAACUGCUCUUGUUGACAUUUGGGCAUGUUAAAGUAUCCUACGAGCAAUAACUGCCGUAUGCUUUAUGAAAAAUUGAAAAGCAAUGACAGCCAUCAGCUCGAAGAAUAAGUAAACAACCCAGCGUUCCUGAGCCAGCUUCCAAAUUUUCCAUUUUCCAAGUUCAUUUUUAAAUGUUUUCACAUCUGUCAACACUUAUUUUCUGUCUGUUACAAUCCUCAAAUAAGUUUUCUUUCUUUUAAAAAGGUGUUUGACUAACAAAUCCAAAUGAUAUCCCUCUGAAUCAAACACAAUUAUUUUCCUCCCGUGAAAUACACAACUUUAAAAAAUGGCUGCCGCUUACAUUUAACAAAACCAGGUUUAAUAUAAAUUCGCAGU
Ruditapes philippinarum (Manila clam) is the source of this 3677-nucleotide messenger RNA. RefSeq names its product heat shock 70 kDa protein 12A-like. Gene Ontology annotation, molecular function: ATP binding; ATP-dependent protein folding chaperone. NCBI's taxonomy places the organism in Eukaryota, Metazoa, Mollusca, Bivalvia, Venerida, Veneridae. The record is from RefSeq and is a predicted model, not a curated record. The transcript is spliced from 8 exons. The coding region runs from base 683 to 2428 and encodes 581 amino acids.